This is a messenger RNA of Daldinia caldariorum, 3024 nucleotides long. Its product is annotated as ATP synthase regulation protein NCA2. The coding region runs from base 686 to 2668 and encodes 660 amino acids. Gene Ontology annotation, cellular component: mitochondrial outer membrane. NCBI's taxonomy places the organism in Eukaryota, Fungi, Ascomycota, Sordariomycetes, Xylariales, Hypoxylaceae. The transcript has 2 exons. The record is from RefSeq and is a predicted model, not a curated record.
GGGUCUCCGGCAGCCCAGCAAAAUCACCUGACUCGGAGCUGUCCCUUUGAAACUUUUACCCUAACUCAACAGUCAACUUUCCAAAUAGAGAGAAUUGCUCCUCUUCAACUUUACCCCAUUGAGCUUAGAACUGCCACUGUUGUCAAAAGCUGGAGAAAGCUGUGAAUUUUGAAUGGAACUUGGGAAUAUUUUUUUCCCCUACGCUGUUUAUGACCUCAUCCCAACGGCGCGGAUUCUAAGAGAAUAAGCAUCGACUGACCAACGUUCGACUUGUGGGAAACAAAUCUGCAUCUGGCACACCGCAACCUUGGAGAGUCGUUUCAUUGCAAUCUUUUCCCAAAUUUUGUUAGGUACGGUAGUGUCGAGGCAAAAGAUUUCUUGUAUUAGCCUUCCCAAUUGGUUCGUCAGCCCAACGCACAAUCCCAAGCAUCCGGCAACUUCCCGAUCUAUCAUCACCGAGAACUUCCAUUUCGAAUUCCCUAGGGACCUGGGUAAAAUACCUAGACCACAGUUUACAAGGGUUUCAACGAACCCCGUCAUGACAUGAAUUAGACACAAGUCAAUUAUGAUUAUGUCCGACUGUACAUCCGAGCAUCGACCCAUAUAAUUUCUCCUUUUUUUUCUUUGCCCCUUUACGCAGGUGUUAUAGGAGAGCAAAAAAAAGAAAUAAAGAAAAAUAAAGAAAAUGUCCCUAGUGGCUGAUCAAGUACGGCGGUUGGACGCGCAACUAGACCGCAUUCCUUUCAGCCACUUACCGAGCUAUGACGCCACGCAAGCUUCGAUAGACUUGGAUAGUCCUCGUGCAAAGGAAUUGUUGAGGGUCAUCAAAGCCUUAUCGGCUGCCCCGGGAUCGCAGAGUGCCCUACCCCCAUCGUAUAUCCAAUCUCUCCUCUCUCUGUCGGAGUUACUCUCGGCUCAUACUGAGGAGAUAUCGGCGAACCAGUACGAGGUUGAGCUCGAGUGGAGAUUGGUUAGCAAGGCGACCGUGCAAGUAUACGGUCUUAUUCUAAAUACGUUACUAGAUCAGAUCAUUCCCCUGAGCGACCAUAUCUGGUACUGGGAUGAUGUGUUGUCAUCUCCAACGAACAGCACUAUAUACCUUGUGCAGACUUCCCCCCUACGGGUGUGGGCUUGGACUAGAGAAAUCUACGAAGACAGCAAGACUAGAUUCCAGCAGUACACUAGCGGUGACGCGUCGGUUGCUGGUUUGGUAAGCGGACCUAACGUAGAAUCGAUUCAGGCUGGAUUUGCCCAACGAUGGAGCCAAUUCUACGGAAUCGUGCGGGAGAGUAUACACCAAAGAACGCUCGCCAACGUGCAGCGGAAGAUAUUGUCUCCCGUUGCUCUUUGUCGAUCGGAAGCCCGUAAAAAGCAGUCUAAUCUGAAAAGGCUCAGAGAAAUGAUCUCGAGCGGUCUGGGUGUUUUAAUUGACGAGGCCCUAGUCUUCAACGGCAACGGAAGUGAUGAUGGUAAGAGCGAUAUAAUCGUCUCGACUAAUCAAGAGUGGAAAGGUGUCGUGGAACGAAGCGUCUCCCUCAUGGACAUGGUCCUCAGGGAUGUCUUAACGCUGGAUGUCAGAGUUGCCGAUUUCGAAGAUAGGGUUUUCACCGGCGUCGAAGAGGACCCCGAAUUAUCAGCCCUGAACGAACCAGAUGAACAUCGUCCGGCUGUAGUGGCGAAAAGACUUCAGGAUUUGCUCACAAUUCAAUUACCGCAACAUCUCGAAACCGCAGAAAAAUUGCUGAGAGAAAAUGGACGACCGUCAAGACUUGUGAGAUACUGGUUACCUGCCACUGCGCUUCUCCUCUCCUCGUCUACGAUUCUCCGCAUAUUGGUCAAUAGAAAGCAGGAGAUUCUGCAAUGGGUCAGGGAUUUUGGUGUUACCGUUCGUGACUUCUGGUUUAACUGGGUUGUCGAUCCUGUCCGAAAGGUUGUAGGCACAAUCCGCCACGAUGAUAAUAGCGAAAUCGCUAUCAUGAGUCGGGAUAGCCUCAAGGCGGACAGAGAAAGCUUGGAACGCAUGGUCGUUGACUUUGCCCUUGAUAAGCCGCACGUCGCCACAGGCGAGCCGUCGAUAUCAGAGUCGCAGAUUGACGAAAUCAGAGCUAGGGUCCGGGAGGGAGAUGUGACGCCAAUUCUUCGCGCGUAUGAAAAAGACUUGCGCAGCCCCUUUGUGGGCACCGUGCGAGGCGACUUGAUCCGAACGCUGCUCAUUCAGAUACAAAAGACAAAGGUGGAUAUUGAAGUCGCUAUGAGCGGAAUUGAUGCCCUUUUAAAGAGCCAAGAACUUGUCUUUGGCUUCGUGGGCCUGACACCUGGUAUUCUCGUAUCCGUUGGAGUGAUUCAAUACCUGCGCGGAGUGUUCGGAGGCAGGAAAGGCUUCCGUCAACACCGAAGAGCUGGAAAAUGUGUUCGAGUUCUACGCAACAUCGACCGCAUCUUGUCUGAAGCUACACCUUCACCCAACAAUCUUAUCUCGUACAAAGAUCACGGUCUCCUGGUAAGCGAGGUCCACGUCCUCCGACAACUCGCACAUAACCUCCUACCGGCCGACAUUAAGAAGGACUUCUUGGAAGACUUGGAUGAUCUUGCUAAUCUCAAAGGCAUCCAAUCACAGCUGCGGGCUUUGGACAGAAUACGUUGGGCAUACUCCAAGUGGUUGAAAUAGCUGGUACUCCAAACCGGAAGUUCGCUGCUAGAACCAUCUUAGCGAGUACCUAACAUAUACAUAUUGGCGGAUCAGGAGUAUCUACUACCUGUAUUAUGUCUUGCAAACAAACGCAUAGUGCAACGAAUGACCAUGACUGAAUUGUAUUGAAUAAAAUAAAUAGCUACGUAAAGGUGUUCAUAUUAUGAAAUUGGGGUAGAAAAAAAAGUACCUAACUUCUGUCGUAUCAUGUAAAUAUAAGACAAAUUCUGAUAAGCCCCUUUUUUUUCUCUUUCUAAUUUGAUACAUGUGUCUGGACAGUGGACAAAGAGGUACCUAUAGGUCCCAGUUUAGGAGGUCUCAAGUCUUUGCCGAAU